Messenger RNA from Pogoniulus pusillus (Red-fronted tinkerbird), 1240 nucleotides. Its product is annotated as dnaJ homolog subfamily B member 13-like. Gene Ontology annotation, molecular function: protein-folding chaperone binding. Gene Ontology annotation, cellular component: cytosol. The coding region runs from base 232 to 1182 and encodes 316 amino acids. Lineage: Eukaryota; Metazoa; Chordata; Aves; Piciformes; Lybiidae. The record is from RefSeq and is a predicted model, not a curated record. The transcript has 8 exons.
GGGGACGCCCUCGGAGCGCAGGCUGCCAGAGCCUGGCAGCGCUGCAGGGAGCAGGGGGCAGAGGGUGGAGGGGCGCUCGGAGCCCCUCGCUGCUGCUGCUCGCUCAGGAGCGCUGCAGGAAGCCCUCAGGGCUGUGGCUGGAGCCAGCAGCGCUGCACUGCCGCUCCAGGCCGCCCUGCGCCGCUCCGCAGCUGGCGGCUCGGACGCGGUGUCCAUAGCAACGCGGCCGCCAUGGGCCGGGAUCACUACGCGGUGCUGGGGCUGGGCCGCGGCGCCUCGCUCGCCGACAUCAGAGCGGCCUACCAGCAGCUGGCCUUGAAGAACCAUCCCUUGAGAUGCAGGCAGCCCUGGGCUCCAGAGAGGUUCAGGCAGCUGGCAGAGGCCUACGAUGUCCUCAGCGACCCCAUGAAGAGAGGCAUCUACGACAGGUUUGGAGAGGAGGGGCUGAAAGGUGGCAUCCCCUUGGAGCUUGGUGGAGACAACCCCUGGUCCCUGGGCUACGUCUUCCACAACAACCCUGACAAGGUCUUCAGGGAGUUCUUUGGUGGAGACAAUCCCUUUGCAGAGUUCUUGGCUGAGGAUGGCUCAGAGCUGAUCCUGCCCUUUGGGGGGCUGCGAGGACGAGGAGCUGUGAAGCAGGACCCCCCCAUCAUCAGGGACCUCUGCCUGGGCCUUGAAGACCUCUUCUAUGGCUGCACCAAGAAGAUUAAGAUCUCCCACAGGGUGAUGAAUGAAGAUGGUCAGACCAGCACCAUCCGAGAUAAGAUCCUGAGCAUCGAUGUGCAGCCAGGGUGGGGGCAGGGCACCAGGAUCACCUUUGAGAAGGAAGGGGAUCAGGGCCCAAACCUGAUCCCAGCUGACAUCACCUUCGUUGUGCAAGAGAAAGCCCACCCAAGGUUCAAGAGGGUCAAGGACAACCUCAUCUAUGUUGCCACCAUCCCCUUGGGGAAGGCGCUGGUUGGCUGCAGCGUGGAGGUGAGGACCCUGGAUGGGAGGUUGCUCAACAUCCCCAUCAACGACAUCGUGGACCCCAAGUACUGUAAAGUGGUGCCAGGGGAGGGGAUGCCACUGCUCCAGGACCCCCAGCGCAAGGGUGACCUCCUCAUCUACUUCAACAUCUGCUUUCCCAAGCAGCUCAGCCCUCAGAAGAAGAUGCUCCUGAAAAGUGCUCUCCUGCCCUAGGCCACCACCACCUCCCUGCUCUCCUCCCACCAAUAAAGCUCUUGAGGUGUCUUUGUGA